Schistocerca americana (American grasshopper) is the source of this 2916-nucleotide messenger RNA. RefSeq names its product flocculation protein FLO11-like. The transcript is spliced from 5 exons. The record is from RefSeq and is a predicted model, not a curated record. NCBI's taxonomy places the organism in Eukaryota, Metazoa, Arthropoda, Insecta, Orthoptera, Acrididae. The coding region runs from base 1 to 2916 and encodes 971 amino acids.
AUGGCCGCACAACAGCCGUAUCGCUUUUCAACACCUGGUCUCGUUAAGGGAGGAGGUCCGGUGCCGCUGAUUGGCCGUGAACAGUCGCCGACAACGAGGCGAGGCCCCAAUAAUGACACGGUGCGCCAGAGCGCCGGGUCGUCGGACCGGGGGUGCAAGGCUCCCCCACCACCCGUGACGUCACGCGACUCCGCUAGGGGUCACCAGCUGGCGCGCGAUCCGAGUUCAGUCGCGUCUCGGCCUCCGCAGGCGUGGUUGCUGUGUUGUGUUUACUCGGACGAGUCCCAGCGCUUCCGCGACGCCGCGUCUUCUCCGAGAGUGUUCGUGUUGCCAUCCUCAUCCUCCUCCUCUUCAUCAUCCUCAUCAUCAUCCUCGUCGUCCCCCUCGUCGUCAUCGUCGUCCCCCUCGUCGUCAUCGUCGUCCCCCUCGUCGUCAUCGUCGUCCCCCUCGUCGUCAUCGUCGUCCCCCUCGUCGUCAUCGUCGUCCCCCUCGUCGUCAUCGUCGUCCCCCUCGUCGUCAUCGUCGUCCCCCUCGUCGUCAUCGUCGUCCCCCUCGUCGUCGUCGUCGUCCCCCUCGUCGUCGUCGUCGUCCCCCUCGUCGUCGUCGUCGUCCCCCUCGUCGUCAUCGUCGUCCCCCUCGUCGUCGUCGUCGUCCCCCUCGUCGUCAUCGUCGUCCCCCUCGUCGUCGUCGUCGUCCCCCUCGUCGUCGUCGUCGUCCCCCUCGUCGUCGUCGUCGUCCCCCUCGUCGUCGUCGUCGUCCCCCUCGUCGUCGUCGUCGUCCCCCUCGUCGUCGUCGUCGUCGUCCCCCUCGUCGUCGUCGUCGUCCCCCUCGUCGUCGUCGUCGUCGUCCCCCUCGUCGUCGUCGUCGUCCCCCUCGUCGUCGUCGUCGUCCCCCUCGUCGUCGUCGUCGUCCCCCUCGUCGUCGUCGUCGUCCCCCUCGUCGUCGUCGUCGUCCCCCUCGUCGUCGUCGUCGUCCCCCUCGUCGUCGUCGUCGUCGUCCCCCUCGUCGUCGUCGUCGUCGUCCCCCUCGUCGUCGUCGUCGUCGUCCCCCUCGUCGUCGUCGUCGUCGUCGUCCCCCUCGUCGUCCCCCUCGUCGUCGUCGUCGUCCCCCUCGUCGUCGUCGUCGUCGUCGUCCCCCUCGUCGUCCCCCUCGUCGUCGUCGUCGUCCCCCUCGUCGUCGUCGUCGUCGUCGUCGUCCCCCUCGUCGUCGUCGUCGUCGUCCCCCUCGUCGUCGUCCCCCUCGUCGUCGUCGUCGUCGUCCCCCUCGUCGUCGUCGUCGUCGUCGUCCCCCUCGUCGUCGUCGUCGUCGUCGUCCCCCUCGUCGUCGUCGUCGUCGUCCCCCUCGUCGUCGUCGUCGUCGUCCCCCUCGUCGUCGUCGUCGUCGUCCCCCUCGUCGUCGUCGUCGUCGUCCCCCUCGUCGUCGUCGUCGUCGUCCCCCUCGUCGUCGUCGUCGUCGUCACCCUCCCCCUCGUCGUCGUCGUCGUCGUCACCCUCCCCCUCGUCGUCGUCGUCGUCGUCACCCUCCCCCUCGUCGUCGUCGUCGUCGUCCCCCUCCCCCUCGUCGUCGUCGUCGUCCCCCUCCCCCUCGUCGUCGUCGUCGUCCCCACCCUCCCCCUCGUCGUCGUCGUCGUCGUCCCCCUCCCCCUCGUCGUCGUCGUCGUCCCCCUCCCCCUCGUCGUCGUCGUCGUCGUCCCCCUCCCCCUCGUCGUCGUCGUCGUCCCCCUCCCCCUCGUCGUCGUCGUCGUCGUCGUCCCCCUCCCCCUCCCCCUCGUCGUCGUCGUCGUCGUCGUCCCCCUCCCCCUCCCCCUCGUCGUCGUCGUCGUCGUCGUCCCCCUCCCCCUCCCCCUCGUCGUCGUCGUCGUCGUCGUCCCCCUCCCCCUCCCCCUCGUCGUCGUCGUCGUCGUCGUCCCCCUCCCCCUCGUCGUCGUCGUCGUCGUCGUCCCCCUCCCCCUCCCCCUCGUCGUCGUCGUCGUCGUCGUCCCCCUCCCCCUCGUCGUCGUCGUCGUCGUCGUCCCCCUCCCCCUCGUCGUCGUCGUCGUCGUCGUCGUCCCCCUCCCCCUCGUCGUCAUCGUCGUCGUCGUCGUCCCCCUCCCCCUCGUCGUCGUCGUCGUCGUCGUCCCCCUCCCCCUCGUCGUCGUCGUCGUCGUCGUCCCCCUCCCCCUCGUCGUCGUCGUCGUCGUCCCCCUCCCCCUCCCCGUCGUCGUCGUCGUCGUCCCCCUCCCCCUCCCCGUCGUCGUCGUCGUCGUCGUCCCCCUCCCCCUCCCCGUCGUCGUCGUCGUCGUCGUCCCCCUCCCCCUCCCCGUCGUCGUCGUCGUCGUCGUCCCCCUCCCCCUCCCCGUCGUCGUCGUCGUCGUCGUCCCCCUCCCCCUCCCCGUCGUCGUCGUCGUCGUCGUCCCCCCCCUCCCCCUCCCCGUCGUCGUCGUCGUCGUCGUCCCCCUCCCCCUCCCCGUCGUCGUCGUCGUCGUCGUCCCCCUCCCCCUCCCCGUCGUCGUCGUCGUCGUCGUCCCCCUCCCCCUCGUCGUCGUCGUCGUCGUCCCCCUCCCCCUCGUCGUCGUCGUCGUCGUCCCCCUCCCCCUCGUCGUCGUCGUCGUCUACACAGCUUAUAUUCAUUAUGGGAGCAGAUGCCGAAUUUGGCAUGCAAGUACACUCUUACGGACAAUGUGUAAAACAGCAACAAGACACCAUUGUCAGGGGCGCGCGCCGCGCCGAGUGGCGCCUCGCCAGAGACCAGUCCCCAGUUUGUUUCGGCUGCCGCUCUGCCAGCAGCGGGCCCCGGCUCGUUAUCCCCGCCUACCCCAGUGUUUGGUUCGGCCGCGCCGUGUGUGGCCGCUGUUUACCGGCCGCGGGGAUGAAAGGGCUGGCAGGGUCCCGAACGCCGUCUCCCGCCCCACGUCCGCAGCGCAGCCGGAAGGGAUAA